AUGAACUUGCCGAAUGAUUAGGACUUUAAUGGGCAGAAUCAGUAUCCACAAUCAUAGACAGCACAGCAGAUAAGUAGAAUUCAAUUUGGCAUUCCACCUGGCGCUUCAAGUACAGCAUCACCAAAGAGGGUUUCUAAUCAUUCCUAAAAUUAUCAAAAUGACAGUAGCUCAGCCUAGAGUAAUCAUUUGUAUGCAAGUGGAGGAGGAGUGAAUAACAUGAAUGCAGGAACAGGUCCUGGUCAUAUGAAGAAUAAUUCCAACAUGUACUAAACAACCGCAUCCAAGUAUUCAUAAGAUUCUAAUUCAAAGUCUUCCGCUAACUCUGCGUAAAACAACAACUUCAUUUAAAAUUAAGCAUAAAAUACUAAUAAAAAUCAUCUUACCAAGAAACAGAUUCAUCCAACACAUUAAAACAUGAUUCCCUAAAAUUCAGCCCAAAUGGUACAGAACUAACCAGGUUCUGCUUCAUAGAACAUUAAUGUAUUUUACAACAACCAGGUCACACCCAAAAAUAACAAGAGAAAUUUCUAGGAAUCCCUGUAAAAUACACUUACCACAAGCGGAGGGGUAAAAAGUGGAGUUUCUUAGUAGUCAGUACAGAACUCGAAAGCCAAGCCUAUCUUCAACCAUAACUAGACAAUAAAGACGAAUGGUGAUUUUACUACUGCAAGCAAUAAUGUGAGCCAAUCCACAUAAGUUGCUUCAUAAAGGAUUAUAACAAAUCAUCCAGUGAAACAGCAACUUCUACUGUAAAAUAUAAAGUUAAAAAGAACUUAGCAUGACAAUCCCUCAUUUGGAAGUGGGAAUGGUCUCACAAACAUAGUCUUAGAUAGCAGUGGCAGUGGAGUAUAGAACUACCAUAAUGGCAGUAUAGGCUAUUAGGAGAUGUACUCAUCAGAGUAAAUUAAAUAAAAUGUAAAUAGUGGCAUAAGUAAUAUAGAUGUGAGAUAUAUGAUCCCUUAAUCUGUUAAAAAUCAAUCAGACGCUCAAUUUUCGAUCUUUGCCUAAAAUAAGAACCAUGCUUAACAUCAACAGAAAAACAUUAAGAUUAUUAACAACCUUAUACAAGAAUAAAACAUGAGUAAGCCAUAUGAUAAAGAUGAUAAAUCGACCUCAGUUAGAUAAGAUUCAUCUAAAAGAUCUCAGAAAACGCAAGAUCGAAUUCAAAAUCUCAUCGACUCACCAAAAGAUUACUCUCAUUCUAAUAGUCUUCAAAGAGAAGACUACCAUAACAACUAAUAACUCUCACCUCAAUAGAAAGCCUUAAAACAAGAAGUCCUGCAAAAUUAAUAAAAGCUUUUCUAGAUUAAUAAUUAGUUUAUUGAUACCUACAAGGACUAGAAGUCUUCACAUAGGUCCAAACUUAUGAAGAAAAAUUACUCACUUACUUCUAAUAACGUUAAAAUUAAAUCACCUUAUAACACUAAGUUAGCUGGCAAUCAAUCUAAUUUAAUAAAAUUUAUCCACAACAAUAAUAAGCUCUAGUAGACUAUCUAGCAUCAUGCAAUGGGAAUAGGGUUCAAAAGUAGUGUGUCCAAUUAUCUAUAAUCGCUAAAUCAGACCUAGGAUCUGAAUCACUAAACUUUAUAAAAUCUAAAGCACCAGUAAACUCUUCAGCUCUAUUCAAAUGGCAAUCCAGUAGAUAUGUAUGCUCAGUAAUAGCUUUAAUAACUCUCUCAAGAAAACACUGAUACCAAUCAGUAUUAUUAUUAACUAAGCAAUCAUAAGAGGAAGAAUCAGUCUACUGAUAGGCGGCAUCUCAGUUCAUAGAAGAUAAUAGGAAGAAAUGGGGUAGCUUUAAGUAAAAGAGACUCCUCCAGUACUCAGAACAACAGAAAGUAAUCUAAUAAUGGAAAUAAUAAUGGCUCAUCAAAGAAAAUAAAUAAGAAAAGAGCUUAAUCUCAAGUUAAGACACCUAUGAUGCAAAGUUUAGAUGAUGAGCUCCAUCAACAAUAAAUACUAGAACAGCAAUUAAUUAUAAACAAGCUAGAAUAGCAGAUGAUUAUGUAGUAAUAAGAGAUUGAGGAGGCAAGACAGAGGCCUGAAACUAAAGAGAUUGGUAUUGACCUAUAGACAUCCUUUGAAAAAUAAAGGAGCAGCAAACUUUCACUCAAGGUUAAAUCCUACAGACAUGACCUCAAUUUGUUCAUUGAAAGAUUAUCUGCAAAUUCCUCCUAGGAAAAAGAUAAACUUAUUGAGGAAUUUUAGAAUUUCUUAAUGAAUUUAACUGAUGAUAAUAUGUUAGUUGAUCCAGAUCAUCCUCCACUUAGAGAACUUUUUAAGGAAUGCUUCAAGAUACAAAACGAGCAAAUAAAGAUAUUUUAGUCAUAAAAAUAGACCUAGCAAAAUAUUAGUCCCUCGGCUUAUGAGAUCUUAAAAUAGGAUUAUGACAAGCUUCAAAAAGAGAACUUAUUCACUAAAGAAAAGCUUAAAUUAGCAUAAGAGUUAUCAUAAUAACAGCGAAAAACAAAUGAAUAAACAAAGAAAAAACUAGAGGAGAGGGAACAGGUGAUUCUUUUGAUGUAAGAAACCUUUGAGAAGGAAAUAGAGAAUAUGUAUACUGAAAAUGACAUCAAGAAAUUCGCUCGUGAAUUGAAUGUGCUUUAUGAAUAGAAUCAAGAGUUACACAAGAUGAAUAAAAGAAUGAAGUAUGAGUUAAGAAUGGCUUAAGAGAGAGAGCAUUAAUUUAUUAAGAUCAUUAAGAAGUCCCCAGAACUAGUGAGAAUGCUAGACAUGGAAGACUCCAGCAUACUUGAUAACAAGGUGCCUUAAUACAAACCAAAGCCAUAGGAAAUAGCGCUAGUCAGUUCUAAGCAAGUGCCAAUCAAUAAACUGGAUCUAGACAAAGUGUUGGAGAUUCAAAAACUCUAGGCCUAGGGAUAGUUGCCGCCACUUGAAGAGUCAAAAAUCAUUGAUAAGAAGGAAAUGCGUGAAUAGGUGAAAGACAUGAUAAUACUAGACAAUGAUAGUGAGGAUGAAACAUCAAUGGUCAAGCAAGAAGAAUAAAAUCGAAAGAAGAACAAUAAUAUACUUAAGGGCUCAAAUGGCAUUGAAUAUGAUGAUGAGGACUACGGAGAUGAGAAUUAGGAUUAUGAUUCAGAGGGUGACGAAGAUGAUAUGGAGGCAGCUCUCUAUGGUCGAGAAAAUGAUGAAAUAAAGGAAAUCGUAGUUUAAAACACUGGAGAUCCUGAAAGUGAUGAUUACAUAUUUAUGACAUAGCAGCAAUAACCCAUCAAGAAUAAUAAUGGAGGAGGUUAGCAAUAGCAUUCAAAUCAAGCAAGAAAAUAGAACCGAUAAAUUAAACACAUUGAUGAUGAUUAUGAUGACGAUCUAUGA
Molecule: messenger RNA, 3336 nt
Organism: Stylonychia lemnae
Lineage: Eukaryota; Ciliophora; Spirotrichea; Sporadotrichida; Oxytrichidae
Source: the annotation of a GenBank genome assembly